AUGGGGGGUUUUGAACAGAUCAGUGAUGAUUCCUAUCUGGUAGAUCAUGCAAAAAUCGUGCAACAGUUGUACCAUAACAAUUUCUUGGAUCAAAAAUUACAUUCAGCUCAUUUGAAUGGCCUGCUAUUCUGUAUCGAUGUGCCUUACGAUCGUAAAGAGUCCCAAGAUGAUGUAGAACUUGGAAAGAAGCGUAAACGAUUGAAAACUGUGGGAGCUUUUGAUGAAACCACUCAAAAGAUUUCAGAUAACCAUGCACGGUUGCAAGAAAAGUUGAGCAUAAAUCCCAAUCCACAUGCUACAAACAACAAAAUAUCAUUGGAGUUUAUUGAUGCAUUUAACGAUGCCUCCAACUAUGAUAACGAACGUUGUUUCAGAGGCCAAAACGCCACCGAGAGCACUAUACUCACUGAAAUGGAUGGUGAGAGCUUCAUCAUACCACCGCGGGUAACGUUUGUCAACUCGACAAUCGAUCGAUUUAGCGAAUACAUUAAACAGGACGAAACGUUCGACCUUAUGGUGCUCGAUCCUCCGUGGUGGAAUAAAUACAUAAGACGUGUGAAGACAGCCAACGCCAAAAUUGGCUACCGGAUGCUAGCGAAUGAAGAUAUUAAGAAAAUCCCAUUAGAGCAGCAUCUGCACCGGGACACGUUUGUGGUCGUAUGGUGCACCAACGCCCAAACGCACAUCGAUGCGAUUACGAAGGAAUUCUUCCCCAAGUGGGGCGUCGAAUUGGUAGGUGUUUGGUAUUGGAUAAAGAUCACUAAGGCUGGCCAGCCGGUGUGCAAAUUCAACGAGCCGAAGCAAAAACAACCAUAUGAACGUAUCUAUAUCGGUCUUCCGGCCGCUUCCGCGAUGGCGAACACGUUUCCCCGCGAACUGUUCUUGUACUCCGUGCCGAGCACACUGCACUCCCACAAACCACCCCUUCAAGAUUUCUUCACAUCAAAAUUUAUACCAAAAAGUGCAAACUGCCUAGAACUAUUUGCUCGCAGCCUCUACUCUGGCUGCACCUCGUACGGAAUGGAAGUGUUAAAACUGCAAAACAAACGCCUGUACGAACUGGCCAUGGAAGACGAUGAAAACGAUUGA
This is a messenger RNA of Anopheles nili, 1089 nucleotides long. It is a transcript of the gene Mettl4, whose product is annotated as N(6)-adenine-specific methyltransferase METTL4. Gene Ontology annotation, molecular function: nucleic acid binding; methyltransferase activity. The record is from RefSeq and is a predicted model, not a curated record. Bases 1 to 1089 code for a protein of 362 amino acids. Gene Ontology annotation, cellular component: nucleus; RNA N6-methyladenosine methyltransferase complex. NCBI's taxonomy places the organism in Eukaryota, Metazoa, Arthropoda, Insecta, Diptera, Culicidae. The transcript is spliced from 3 exons.